Anastrepha obliqua is the source of this 2187-nucleotide messenger RNA. It is a transcript of the gene MTPAP, whose product is annotated as poly(A) RNA polymerase, mitochondrial. The record is from RefSeq and is a predicted model, not a curated record. NCBI's taxonomy places the organism in Eukaryota, Metazoa, Arthropoda, Insecta, Diptera, Tephritidae. The transcript is spliced from 5 exons. Bases 100 to 1890 code for a protein of 596 amino acids. Gene Ontology annotation, biological process: mitochondrial mRNA polyadenylation. Gene Ontology annotation, molecular function: poly(A) RNA polymerase activity.
CUAACUACAGCUGAUCAAUUCAACUUAACCUCAGUGAGUUCUUUUCGCCGCUAAACUAUUACCGAUUGGGCACUAAACUGAACGUUGACAGACGAUAUUAUGCAUUGCUUGGUGAGAAACAAUACAAAACAGUGUUUAUUAUGGAGCAAACAUCUACGUAAAACAUUCUCUUCCAAUGCCGGUGCCACCCAGGGUAAGGAAAAACUCACCUACAAUAAUAUGAUGCAGCGACGUCAGCAACAAGCCACACGGAGUAUUGUGGUGCAAGUACAAUCCGAAAAAUCAUUCCCUGAAUUGUAUAACUAUUGCGCCAGUUUUGGACAGAUACUCAGUGCACAUCAUUAUUGCAUACGACAUGAUGAUGAUCAACAUUAUAUAUUAUUAGAGUUUGCCAGCAUGCAAGAAGCCAAUACUGCCAUAUCCGCCUCGGCUUAUAAUGAUGAACUUUCUGGUGUGCCGGCACACUCACCUUUUCUUUGGUUUAGAGCUGUAAGUGGUAAGCGUGCGUCAAAAGCAACUACUAAAUCGACAACAGCUACAUUAGAUGCGAUUGGUGGUACCGCAAUGCUUGAUAACAAUGCCCUAAAUGAUCUGUUAUGCGCAGCACCGGAUUUAGAUGGACAAAUUGUGCUUUUGCACCAGCGAACGCAACUCAAUGAUCUAGGAGUACGUUUGCGUUUUCUUGCUGCACUACAAGUACAGCAGGCCGUUUCGGGUAUAUUUCCCUAUGCAAAUGCACAACCAUUUGGUUCGUCGGUAAAUGGUUUUGGCAGAAUGGGCUGUGAUUUAGAUUUAAUAUUGCGUUUCGAUCGUGAAGUGGUGGGACCGGCUACUAUGCAGCGUAAUAACGAGGCGCGUUUAGUAUUUCAUACGAAGGAAAAUCUAACGAAUGGUCGUUCGCAGACACAACGACAAAUGGAAAGUAUUGGUGAUAUGUUACACCUUUUUUUACCCGGAGUUUGUCAUGUGCGACGCAUACUACAGGCACGUGUGCCGAUUAUCAAAUACCAUCAUGAGCAUUUGAAUUUGGAAAUUGAUCUGUCCAUGAGCAAUCUCACCGGUUUCUACAUGUCCGAGUUGUUGUACAUGUUUGGCGAGCUCGACGAACGCGUUCGACCAUUAACCUUCUGCAUUCGUCGCUGGGCACAAACUUGUGGCCUAACCAAUCCCUCGCCUGGUCGUUGGAUAAGCAAUUUCUCACUGACGUGCCUUGUGAUAUUCUUCCUGCAGCAGAUGAAACAUCCCAUAUUGCCCACAAUAAAUACGCUGAUGAAAUCUACCACUCCGGAGGAUAUUCGCGUUACCGAGGAUGGCAUCAAUUGCAGUUUCGGCAGGGAUUUUGAACGCAUUGGCUUUCGUAGUCGCAACACAACCGGCUUGAGUGAAUUAUUACUACAGUUUUUCGAAUUCUAUUCGCAAUUCGAUUUUCAUAAUCGUGCGAUAUCACUGAACGAGGGGCGAGCCAUUGCAAAGCCAGAGCACUCUGCGCUAUAUAUUGUGAAUCCCCUGGAACAAGUGCUCAAUGUGAGUAAAAAUGUCAGCCUGGAGGAGUGUGAGCGGCUGCGCAUUGAGGUGCGCAAUGCGGCUUGGGUGCUGGAGUCGGAAGUGGAGAAUCCCUCAAUACCGGACAAUCGAAAUUCUGAGUCCCCUUGGGGCAUUUUGCAUCUUUUCAAGUCAACUGAAAAAUCCAUUGUACGACCGAAUAUGUUUUUCAAACCACGCAUGGUCGAAGUGAGCGAACUUUUUGACACCUCGACAUCGGACACCCCUCCAACUCCAGUCGAGCACAAAAAUGCCAAUACAAAGCGAGAAGUGGAGAGUAUAAAAACACAGGCGCGUGGUGACUUUAGACAAAUGCGUGUGAAUGCGAAAGGGCGCCGAAGUAGAUGAACGAGUCUGACUGCAAAUGCAAUUUUAUAUUUAAGCAGUGAAUUUUUUAUGUUAACCUAACUGCCGUGAAAGCUAACACUGUAAGUGUGAAAAAUAUCUUUGUAAAUAAUUUGUUUCUGUAGAUUCUGUAGAGAGCGGCAGACGUUUAUAACACAAGAGUUGUUAUAAAAAAUUUUAAGUUUACAAUCCUAUGCAUACAAGUAGAUUAAUGUUGUAUAUUUUCGUUUAAGAAACUUGUAAUUGUUAAGUUUAAUUAAAGGACAAAAUAAAGUUGUAAGUCGUGAAAAUUAAAAGCAA